Molecule: messenger RNA, 5283 nt
Organism: Mauremys reevesii (Reeves's turtle)
Lineage: Eukaryota; Metazoa; Chordata; Testudines; Geoemydidae
Gene: CTNND2
Product: catenin delta 2
Exons: 24
Coding region: 489-4364 (1291 amino acids)
Biological process (GO): cell-cell adhesion; dendritic spine morphogenesis; cell-cell junction assembly
Cellular component (GO): nucleus; cytoplasm; plasma membrane
Molecular function (GO): cadherin binding
Source: RefSeq, a predicted model, not a curated record
GCGCCCCCGCCUCGCCAGGCGCAGGUGGCGGCGGCGGCGGCGGCGUCUCAGUGAGCGAGAGAGCGAGCGCCGCCGCCCGCCCCAGCCGGGCUCUCAGGCGCGCGCUCCUGCCGGAGAGGGGAGGAGAAGGGAGCGCAGCGGCAGCUGUGACUGUAUCGUCUCCAGCCACAGCCGGCGGCGGAUGUGCCAAGCAGCAGCCGCUGCACCGGAGCGCCGCUGCUGAGCCUGGCAGAGCCGCGGAGGAGGGGGGAGGACACCACAGACUGAUCCAGAGACUUUGCCUCUCUAGAACAGGCGGUGGAUGUGGAGCCAGCCGCUCCCCUCGCAGCCGCCGCCACCAGGCAGUUGUCCCACGGCAGCACCACAACACAAAGCGAAGGAUGCUGCAGCUGGGCAAGGUCAGGACCUUGCAUUGAAGCCCGGGGGCGCCGCACACACCUUCCCCCCCUUCCCCACCGGAUUGAGGAUUUGCCUUUUAUUUGCUGUGUAUGCCUGGGAAAAAGCAGGCAGGGUCGACGCCGUUCGGAGCUAUGCCUGUGCCAGACCAGCCGUCAUCUUCUGACAAGACAAGUUCCCUUAGCCCUGUGCUGAAUACAUCCAAUGGGGACGGUUCUGAAACAGAGACAACCUCUGCUAUUCUAGCUUCAGUUAAGGAACAGGAGCUGCAGUUUGAGAGACUGACUCGAGAACUUGAGGCUGAACGCCAGAUUGUAGCCAGCCAACUGGAGAGAUGUAAGCUUGGAUCAGAGACUGGAAGCAUGAGCAGCAUUAGUUCAACAGAAGAGCAGUUUCAUUGGCAAACGCAAGAUGGUCAGAAGGAUAUAGAGGAUGAGCUCACAACUGGUCUUGAGCUGGUGGACUCCUGUAUUAGAUCACUGCAGGAGUCAGGAAUACUUGAUCCACAGGACUACUCAACUAGUGAAAGGCCCAGCCUUCUAUCCCAGAGUGCACUUCAGCUCAAUUCCAAAUCUGAAGGGUCUUUCCAGUAUUCAGCGAGCUACCAUAGCAACCAGACCCUUGCCCUGGGUGAAACAGCAACAUCACAGUUCCCAGCCCGCAGCAGUCAAGCCAGAGCUGCCAUUCAGAGCUACAGCCAGGGCACAACAAGUCGAGUAGCCCAUUUAGCUGGCUCCGAACCUUCUCAGUCAAGAGAGUCCUUUGUGCCAAGCCAUGGGAGCGCGUUCCAUUUGCCUGAUUCCCAGCAUUCUUCAACACUUUAUUACUCCAGCUCCACUCUGCCAGCCCAGAGAGUGAGCUCCCCGCUGUCCAUGCAGCAGGUGGGCUCUCCAACCAAGCUCCAGCGGGUGGGUUCAGCAUCGGAGAGCGCUGGAUACAGCACCACGCAGCGGGUCUCUUCUCCCAAGCAGUCUCCAAGCCGGCUAGCCAAGUCUUACAGCACCAGCUCACCAAUCAAUAUUGUUGUGUCUUCAGCAGGACUUUCUCCUUCCCCAAUUCGUGUGACGUCUCCACCCACCAUCCAGUCUAAUAUUUCCUCCUCUCCUAUACAUCAGCUAAGCUCCACCAUUGGCACGUAUGCUACUCUGUCUCCUACCAAACGUCUGGUCCACACAUCAGAUCAGUACAGCAAGCAUUCCCAGGAACUGUAUGCCACUGCUACCCUGCAGAGACCUGGCACCCUAGCAGCUGGGUCUCGGGCAUCUUACAGCAGCCAGCACAGCCACCUUGGCUCCGAAUUAAGGGCGCUGCAGUCUCCAGAGCACCAUAUAGAUCCCAUUUACGAAGAUAGAGUGUAUCAGAAGCCCCCUAUGAGGAGUCUCAGCCAGAGUCAGGGGGACCCUCUGCAACCAGCACAUACAGGCACUUAUCGCACUAGCACGGCCCCAUCUUCCCCUGGUGUCGACUCCGUACCCUUACAGCGCACAGGCAGUCAGCACGGCACACAGAACGCAACAUCGACCUUCCAGAGGGCCAGCUAUGCUGCAGGCCCAGCCUCCAAUUACGCAGACCCCUACCGACAGCUGCAGUAUUGUCCUUCUGUUGAAUCACCAUACAGCAAAUCUGGGCCAGCCAUCCCACCAGAAGGGACCUUGGCUAGGUCACCUUCCAUUGAUAGCAUUCAGAAAGAUCCCAGAGAGUUUGGAUGGAGAGAUCCAGAACUUCCUGAAGUUAUACAGAUGCUGCAGCAUCAGUUCCCUUCAGUACAGUCCAAUGCUGCAGCCUACUUGCAGCAUCUCUGUUUUGGAGACAAUAAAAUAAAAGCAGAGAUAAGAAGACAAGGAGGAAUACAGUUACUGGUGGACCUGUUGGAUCAUCGAAUGACAGAAGUCCACCGUAGUGCCUGUGGAGCUUUGAGAAACUUGGUGUAUGGGAAAGCAAAUGAUGACAACAAAAUUGCUCUGAAAAACUGUGGUGGUAUCCCAGCAUUAGUACGGUUGCUCCGCAAGACUACAGAUUUGGAAAUCAGAGAACUGGUCACAGGAGUUCUCUGGAAUCUAUCCUCGUGUGAUGCACUGAAAAUGCCAAUCAUCCAGGAUGCCCUUGCAGUGUUGACUAAUGCAGUGAUCAUCCCUCACUCCGGAUGGGACAACUCGCCCCUCCAGGAUGAUCACAAAAUACAGCUCCAUUCAUCACAGGUGCUGCGCAAUGCCACUGGGUGCCUAAGGAAUGUCAGCUCUGCUGGAGAGGAGGCCCGCAGAAGAAUGAGGGAGUGUGAUGGACUUACUGAUGCAUUGCUGUAUGUGAUUCAGUCUGCUCUUGGGAGCAGUGAAAUUGAUAGCAAGACCGUUGAAAACUGUGUAUGCAUUUUGAGGAACCUCUCAUACAGACUCGCUGCAGAAACAUCUCAGGGACAGCAGAUGGGAACAGACGAACUCGAUGGGUUACUGUGUGGUGAUGCUAAUGGCAAAGAUGCAGAGAGUUCAGGUUGUUGGGGCAAGAAGAAGAAGAAAAAGAAAUCCCAAGAUCAGUGGGAUGGAGUAGGACCUCUCCCAGACUGUGCAGAACCACCAAAAGGAAUCCAGAUGCUGUGGCACCCUUCAAUAGUCAAACCCUACCUCACGCUUCUCUCUGAGUGCUCAAAUCCAGACACACUGGAAGGAGCAGCAGGUGCACUGCAGAACUUGGCUGCAGGAAGCUGGAAGUGGUCAGUGUAUAUCCGUGCUGCCGUCCGCAAAGAAAAAGGCCUGCCGAUCCUGGUGGAGCUACUUCGAAUAGACAAUGACCGGGUGGUAUGUGCAGUUGCUACAGCUUUACGAAACAUGGCCUUAGAUGUCAGAAAUAAGGAGCUAAUAGGCAAGUAUGCCAUGCGGGAUCUGGUCCACCGACUUCCAGGAGGUAACAACAGCAACAGCUCAGCAAGCAAGGCCAUGUCGGAUGACACCGUUACUGCCAUUUGCUGCACUCUGCAUGAAGUUAUCACUAAAAACAUGGAGAAUGCCAAGGCCUUACGGGAUGCAGGAGGCAUUGAGAAGCUGGUUGGCAUUUCCAAGAGUAAAGGAGACAAGCACUCACCAAAAGUGGUGAAAGCAGCAUCUCAGGUCCUAAAUAGCAUGUGGCAGUACAGAGACCUGAGAAGUCUCUACAAGAAGAACCAGUACAGCAUGGUCAGCGGUGGUGCAAGCUGCCUCUCCUCAGCCUUUCCUAUCAGUGCAUCUCAAUCCUAUCCUGGAGAGACAACCAUAGGGCGGGCGGCCCCAGGCUUCAGAGUGGCUGAGGACAGAGGAUUUUCACCUUCCCAUCAUUCUGGGUCAUGGCACGCUCAGCGUACUCUCUCGCAGAGCCAAGAAACCAGAAUCUAUUCCCAAACCCAGGAUGGAUGGUCACAGUAUCACUUUGUAGCCUCAUCUUCAACAAUAGAGCGGGAUCGGCAAAGACCAUACUCUUCAUCACGCACGCCCUCCAUCUCACCAGUGCGCAUGUCUCCUAAUAAUCGCUCAGCAAGUGCCCCAGCCUCACCUCGGGAAAUGAUCAGCCUAAAAGAAAGGAAAACAGACUAUGAAUCAACUGGAACAAAUGCCGCUUACCAUGGUAAUAAAGGAGAACACACUUCGAGGAAAGACACCAUGACAGCUCAAAAUGCUGGAAUCUCAACUUUGUACAGGAAUUCUUAUGGUGCACCUGCUGAAGAUAUCAAACACAACCAGGUUUCAACACAGCCAGUUCCACAGGAGCCCAGUAGAAAAGAUUAUGAACCAUACCAGCCGUUUCAGAAUUCGACAAGAAACUAUGAUGAGUCCUUCUUUGAGGAUCAAGUGCAUCAUCGCCCACCUGCAAGCGAAUACAACAUGCAUCUGGGACUAAAAUCAACUGGCAACUACGUCGACUUCUAUUCAGCUGCUCGUCCCUAUAGUGAACUUAACUAUGAAACAAGUCACUAUCCAGCUUCUCCAGAUUCCUGGGUUUGAGGCUUGGGCAAGACAGAAAAGCUCCAGGAACUGUGCAUGUGCAUGCAUACCACAAGACAUUCUUUUCCUGCAAAUUUAGUUUGUUAAAGCCUGUUCCAUAGGAAGGCCCUGAUAAUCAGUAUGGAAAAUUAAAGAUAUUUUAGAAGGCUAAAAGAAAUGAAAGUUAAACAUGGAAGUCAUUAGAAAGAGAGAGAGAUAUAUAUAUACAUAUAUAUAUAUAUAUUACAGUGUGGGACAACUUUACUGUUGGCCUAUAGAGUCUAAAACAAUGGUGCUGUACACUGAAUGUGGCUGAAGGAAGGAGAGUGAAUAUGACAGUGGAUGUGGGUCAAGAGUUAAGCACAAGACACUAAGCAGUUUACAUACUUUAUGGGGAACAGCUUCUCACACUUUGUUUAAUAUCCUUAUUCAUUGUGAAUCUAGGCUUCAAGUUGCAUUUGGGGUUUCCUCUGUACAGCAAGAUGUUUCUUGCCUUUUGUUAAUGCAUUGUUGUAAAGUAUUUGAUGUACAUUACAGAUAAAAAAAAAAACCAAGUGCAUUGUGUAUAUUACACCAAUGCCACAGUGUUUCUUCAUCUAUGGUUCUAAAUAUUGCUUCAAUUUCAAAAUUUUGAAAGAUGUAUGAAUUUCCAGUUUUUUUUGUUUUCUUUUCCCCAGUGCGUUUUAACAACAACAACAAAAAGGAAUAUUUAGCAGUAUUGUUCGUUCUGAUAUGUGAAUUUGUUUGUGGCAACUAAAAAAAAAAGGCAUUCAGCAGUUUCUGACAAUUAACAUUCAUCAUUCCACACUCCUUGUCAACAAAAUGCUUUUUCACUGCCUAAAAUUUUAGAUGUAGAUAUUUGAAAUAGAUUUUUCAUUUAUACCAGUUUUCUUUAUGAUGAUACAGUGUUAAAAGAAAAUAAAUUACAAUUGAUCUGUCA